Morone saxatilis (striped sea-bass) is the source of this 1634-nucleotide messenger RNA. It is a transcript of the gene sh3bgr, whose product is annotated as SH3 domain binding glutamate-rich protein. NCBI's taxonomy places the organism in Eukaryota, Metazoa, Chordata, Actinopteri, Moronidae. The transcript has 12 exons. Gene Ontology annotation, cellular component: cytoplasm. The record is from RefSeq and is a predicted model, not a curated record. The coding region runs from base 132 to 884 and encodes 250 amino acids.
GUGUGUGUUUGUGUGUGUGUGUGAUCUGCGUCCUGCGUCCUGCGUCCUGGGUGAGCUCUAAUAAUAGGGGAGGCUGCCUGCUCCUUUAAGAGCCUACUUGUUGCAUAGUCUACAAAAUAUAUUGUAACAAAAUGGUUAUCAAAGUAUUCCUCGCCUCUUCAUCGGGAUCCACUGCGAUCAAGAAGAAGCAGCAAGAUGUGGUCGGCUUCCUGGAGGCUCUUAAAGUGGACUACACCCAGCUGGACAUUGCCUGCAAUGAGGAAAACCGCAUGUGGAUGAGGCAGAACGUCCCCACGGAGAAGAAGCCCACCAACGGCAUCCCCCUGCCCCCCCAGAUCUUCAACGAAGAAAGCUACUGUGGGGACUACGACACGUUCUUCGAUGCCAAGGAGGACAACUCGGUGUAUGAGUUCCUGGGGCUGCCCCCUCCCCCUGGGUCAAAGGAAGCCGAGAAGGCACAGAUUGUGGAAAACGGGACCCAUGCUGAAGAAACUAUUGCAGAUGAGAACGUUGAUGAGUCAACAGAGGUUCCAGUGGAGGAGCGCAAUGGGAAUGCACACGGAGCGGAGGAGGAAGAAGGUGAGGGUGGCGAGGAGGAGGAGGAGGUAGCAGAGGGAGAGACUGCAGAUGAUGAAGCGACGGAAGGAGAAACGGCAGGAGACGAGGCCCCCGCAGAGGAGGAGGAGGAGGAGGCGGUGGAAGAAACAGACGAGGUCACAGAAGACACACGGGCCCGUGCAGAGGAGGAAGAAGAACAGGAACAGGAAGAAGCUGAUGAGGACAGGGAGGAAGAGGAUUUGCAGUCAGAGGAGGAAGAAGAGCUACGACAGCUUGAGGAAGAAGAGGAAGACGUGGAAGAAACACAGGAGGAAGAGGCUGAGUAGUUAAAGCCAGGCGACGUCAAUGAUGUUGACUCACUGCUAUCCAGCCUGAAGGAGCCUCCUGUUCUGUAUCUCCCUGACCCCUGAUGCUUGACCCCCUCUACCCCGUCAGACAGCCCCUUCACCCCUCCCCAAGGCUGCACUGGACCCCACUGGAAACUUUGUUCAUGUGCUUGAAGGCGCCACCCAAACUGAAGAGUCAACCCCUUUCCCUUUUGACUGCAAUGUUGACUUAAUUUUUAUAUUUUGCGAUUAGAGACAUACUGUAAUGAAAAUGUGCAGAGUAGCCUAGUGGUGUCUGUUUGUUUUUAAUGAGUAGCUUUUGUAAAAUGCAAAACAGUUAUAUUGUUAAACUCAAACAUAUUUCUCAUGUUUUACUUUUAGAAAUUCUAGUUUCCUAACACAAAGAGCCACUGACCUUUUCAAAAAAUAUUACCUUGAAAAACCUUCGCUUGUGGCCUCUACAUCAGAUUCAAAGGUUCAUAACUCACUCUUUUAUCACUGUAGUUUUAUCAGCGUUCUGGCUUUAUGACUCCUUCUAUUAACUGAAUGUAUAAGUGCAAACUAAGAUUUCUAAUAGCCACAUGAGAAAGGAAAUACGCACAUACUGCAAGAUUGCGAACUACUCUACCACUACAAUUACUCCUGCCAAUACUGCUGUCUAAUCAAUGCACUUUGUUGAAUGAAGAGUGAAACAUGUGACUAAGACUUUGAUGCAAUGGAAAAUGCAAUAAAGUAAACUGGUAAAAAUAA